UCUACCAGGGCAAGGAGCAGAAGGCGAGCUUGAGUGUCCGGUUACCAGUACGUUGACAGAGUUCGAAGCGGUGGUUGGUUCCAGCAAGUGAGUGCAGAAGUACGGUCGAGCAGCAGCAGUGUUGACCGACUUGAGUUGAGUGCAGCAGCGAGCAGAACCAACGACAAAGUUUCCUCUUCAAAGCAUCAUCCAUUAUCCUCGGUCUUUGAGUCUUUGAUCUACAUUAGCAUCUUCGGCGACAACCGUCCGAGACAUAGAGCAACCCACUGACAAGAACCUCCAACCUAGCACAAGAACCGUGAGUGUAGAGCCACAUCGCUCUGCAUUGGAUUGGUUGAUUGGGUCAUCAACAGAACCCGAAGACCAAACCUCACGGAGCGUGUGAGACAGCUCUGCAACGACGGUCGACCGAUCCCAUGGACCCCUGACAAGGGCCCGGGGAGGAGCUGACUUGAGGGCUUCCUCGGACGGCACGAGCGCAUCAGCCUUCGACUCGCCCGCAUCUACGAGUCCAAUAGGGUGACCUCCGCGGAAGAUGAACGUCUGCACAAGUUCUACGACUUCUGGGGCUAGUUCCUCGACGAGCACCAACCGGCGGCCGACCAUGUCUGGAACACGGACGAGUCAGGUGACACCGUUCAAGGUACGCAGGGACAGCGGGUUGUGGCGGAACGGCGGCAGCCGGUGGUCGCCCAGAUGCGCUCCACCUCGCGAGAGAUCUGCACGAUCAUCACCAUUAUCAACGCCGCCGGCGCCGUGUUGGCCCCUACCAUCAUCUCAAAGGGCAACGCUUCAACGGAGAUUGGGUCGCGGAUCUCAACGACCCGCCGGGUGCGUUCUACGACUGCACGGAGUCGUCCUUCAUGUGUGGUGAGGUGUUCAUCAAGUACAUCAAGAACUUCCACAAGCAGCUCGGCGACCGCAACUUGCUCGGGGGAAAACCCCAUGUGCUCGUGCUGGAUGGGCACACGUCGCACGUGAGCUUAAACGUCAUAAAGUUGCCCAUCUCCCUCAACAUCCACCGCGUCCAGCUGCCCUCCCACAUGUCCCACAUCACCCAGCCCUUGGACGUCGCUGGCUUCGGGUGCUUCAAGAAGGAGCUGGCGAAGGUGAUCCAGGCCUUCCCGGCGAGGAACGGAGGGGCACUACCGCGGAAGCGGGACAUGGCCGGCAUGAUCGGGCUGGCGUGGGGCCCGAGCUUUACGCCGGAAAUCAACCAAGCUUCCGUCGCCGGGGCGGGCCUGUGGCCGGUGGACAGGAAGCGGGCACUCAGCCGGCUGCUGCGCCCGAAGAGGAAGGUGACGGAAACCGACCGCCCUUCCCUGGAGGACGUCCCCAUCGCCGUGACCAACGAACGUCUGGAGGAGUUGAUCGGCGACCGCGGCGUCCGCGCGCUCAGCGCAAAAGGCCACACCAUCACGGGACUUCGCGUGAGCACGGUGGUCCUCGGCAACUUCCUGCCCAACAAAAAUAAACGUCCCAAGGGCCCGCCCAAGUGGGCGAACUUGGGCCGUCCAGAGGGAAACCUCCUCUCUGCGCCGGAGUGGGUGGCGGAGCAGGAGAAG
Messenger RNA from Ectocarpus sp. CCAP 1310/34, 1565 nucleotides. The record is from the annotation of a GenBank genome assembly. NCBI's taxonomy places the organism in Eukaryota, Phaeophyceae, Ectocarpales, Ectocarpaceae.